UUUUUAUUGAAUGAUAUGGACAAUUGUUAGCAUUCUUACUAACAAUUGUCGAAAAACAACAAUUAGUACUACUAAAGAUGAUGAUGAGGGGCAUUAUCACAGUGAUUAUGAUAAUAUUGGUUUUGAUGAAGUUAAUGGCAAUCACAAUGAUAACAAUAGUAAUGCUUUUGAUAACUAUCAAAUAUAAAGAUGAUAAUAACAGUUCAAAAAACAGUAUCAUCAGUGGUGAUAUGGUUAUAAAAAAAUAGAAUAAUCUAGAAUACGAAAGAAACUGUAGCAAAAUAUGAAUAUCAGUGUUCAGGUGAUCCUUCUCUUUACAUCUAUGCUCCCUCAAGGAUGUCGUGAACUUUGGCAGAUUUUUGAGCAGAAGAUAUUAUGAUUUUAGACGAUGGUAUAUUCUUCAUGGUAUUCUUUCAGUACAGGAACGUUGUGUGUGUGUGUGUGUGUGUGUGUGUGUGUGUGCGCCAUAUUAGCCAUAUCUCAAACAACCGACGCCAAUUUCGCAAUAUACCAGGAAGUAUAUUUUUUUGUCUUUUUUCAUUUCGUUUUUUUUUCUCUCUCUCUCUCUUCCUUCUUUUUUUCUUUUCUUAACCGCAAAGUACCUAUCAGACUCCGAAGACGUGCUACUUAUACAGAUAAAUCUUUCUAUUCUCUUCCUUCACACUCUUUGAUCUGCGGUUGGCGUGGCCUAAACUGGUCAUGGUGAAAAAUUGUUUUCUGUCGUGCACGAAAACGAAAUUUAGAGUGGUCCGAGUGAAAAAAAUAUCAAAAGAAAAUAUGAAUAAAUCUACGAAACACGAUUCUUACACAGGGUAUAGAAAAGGACACAAAAGACAAUAAAAAGAGAGAAAGAAGAUAACAAAUAAACACGAGAAAGAAGAAAAGAGGGGGGAAAAUAAUCGAAGCAAAAUUAACAACACCCCUUACACUACAACCCACCAAAAAAUAUUAAUAAAUAAAAACAACGCGAGAAGACAUCAGUCCCAUAAAAUAAGAAUCAACAAGCAUUUUGAGGUGUACUUUGGCACCUAAGAGUGGGAAGGUGCGUGUGGAGUGCAGUUGCGUGGCCAGAGUGCGUGAUGGCCUCUGGGAAGCUCGGGCUGGUCCUCCGCCUGCUCCUACUCAUUACCUGCUCCUUGACCCAAGCAGAGAGCGACGGGAACGCGAGCUGCGAGGACCUCGGCACGAAGAACAGCCACUUCGAGUGCACUGAUGCGGGCGAGGUGCGGUGCGUGGACGGCUGGGAAGGCGAGGACUGCGACGUCCCCAUAUGUCGCGAGGGAUGUGAUCCUGUGCACGGCUACUGCACUCAGCCGGGAGAGUGUCGCUGCUCCUUAGGAUGGCGCGGUGAGAAUUGCAGCGAGUGCACGCCCUUGCCAGGUUGUCAACACGGCUUUUGCAACUCAACUAGCUUCGAGUGCCUGUGCGAGGAAGGUUGGGACGGCCUAUUCUGUUCUCAGCGUAAGUGCAAAGAAGGCUGCCACGCCACACGAGGCUACUGCGACCUUCCUGGGGAAUGCAAAUGUCGCAUCGGCUGGGGCGGCGACACCUGCCAGGACUGCAAGCCGCUGCCCGGCUGCAUCAACGGCCACUGCACGAAGCCCUUGGAGUGCCGCUGCGACCCGGGCUGGACGGGCCUCUUCUGCCAAACGCCUGUCUGCGCCCCCAACUGCAGCAAAGAGCACGGUGCUUGUGUGGAACCUGGAGAAUGCAGGUGUGACGUCGGCUGGUGGGGCGAGAACUGCGACACCUGUUUCCCUUACCCCGGGUGUAAACAAGGCUAUUGCACGCAGCCCUGGGAGUGCCUGUGCAACCCUGGGUGGGUGGGCAUGCUCUGCGACCAACCUGACAACGGCGGCCACUGCAACGAGCACCCGGAGGCGUGCCUGAACGGCGGCACGUGCAUCGACGUGCCCGGCGCCCGCAACUUCACGUGCUCGUGCCCGUCGCUCUUCACGGGGCAGCGCUGCGACUACCUGGCCGACCUGGACCAAACGACGUCCUCGUCCUCGCCGGAGGCUGCGGGAGAUCCCGACGGCGUGCAGGUCGUGGCGGCCGAUUCCUCGUCCCCGAAGGGCACGUACUCCCUGCUGCAGCCCACGCCCGUGCCGGGGAGGGCCUCGCGCAUGAACCUGACGAAGGACGAGCGGCGCCUCCUCCUGCAGAACACCGCCCGCAUCUCCUUCCGGCGGCCGAAGCUGGUUUCGGCGACCGACAAGUCGGGCAACCUGCCGUUCAAGGUGUUCGAGAGGAAGCUGAUCCCGCUGCCGGUGUUCCUGCCGCGUGUCAGCGAGAUCAUCCCCGGCAAGGAGGGCCCCGUGCGCCUCUUCAAGACCAUCGAGAAGAAGCCCACGCCCAUCCUGGUGCUAGACAGCGUGCCGCAGGACGAGAAGGAGAACAUGCUCAUCACGAAGGCCUCUCCGGAGGAGUGCGACCCGACCCCCGACGACAACCAGCUCGACGAGAACCGGCGUUUCAUCCGGCACCAGGAGGGCGGCCCGGACCCGAGCCAGAUCGUGGAGAGGCAGCCGGGCACCCGCGCCCCUCGCCCCUCGCCACGCCCCUCGGGCCCCUCGGGCCCCUCGCCGGACCCUGCCUCCACUUCAGGCCCGGCUCAGCUAAGGUCUGCGCCCUCGAAGCUCAUGAGGAUCCGAGAGCGGCCGCUCUUCGUCAGCGCCCAGGCCAGCGCCCUCCCGAGACCCAACCCAGUCAGCCCCGCCACGCUCAGAACGCGCACGCCGCCGCCGCUGCCGCCGCAGUCCCCGGCCAGCAGCAAGCCCACGACGACCACCGAGCGGUCGCACGCGCCGCCGCAGGACGAGCCAGCGUGGCCGGCCAGCGAGGCCGCGCCGGAGGGCCGCGAGGUCCCCGCGGAGCCGCGGACGUACUACGAGCAGAACUCCAAUGGGCGCGUCCACAUCGGCGACGUGAGCGAGGUGGACGAGGGCGCCCCGCACGAAGAGAUCUACGACGCCUUCAUCGAGCUGAAGAAGGUGUGAGCCUCUAAGGAUCCCAAAGUCCCUCACAGAAUCCAAGGACUCCGCUGCCUCGAAUUUCCUGCAGCCUUUACCCACUUGUGAUAACAGCUGUCGACGUCACAGUCAUUGAUAUUGGGUGGCGAAGGACGAGGGAGGCGUCUUCCCCGCGAUGUGUUUGCUUUAAACCAGCGAGCGGAGUCGAACACUUGUGUAUAUAAGUAUAAGGUUGAAAGAAAUCAAUUGUUGUCUACGCAGAUGUGUAAUAGCGUUCUUUCUUUCCCUAUUUUUCUUUUCUUUCGUCUCCCAUUUCCUUCCUAGAUUUAUAUUUUCGUGUUCCCUUUACUUCAUAUUCACCCCAUUUCCCCGCUACUUAACGCACCUCAGUAAGUAAUCAGUAUUCUACUAAAAGUCUUCGUUUAUUAUCUCAGACAGACUGACUGUACCUGCCAAGGAGGCCGAUUCCCUCCGCACAUAGUGGUAGUUCUUGACGCAUGUUCACGUGGAAAAUUUAUCCGUAUAUGCAUACACGCAUCCAUAUACAUGUAUAUAUGUUUACACACACAAACAUACACAGAUACACACACACACACACAAAC
This is a messenger RNA of Penaeus vannamei (Pacific white shrimp), 3574 nucleotides long. NCBI's taxonomy places the organism in Eukaryota, Metazoa, Arthropoda, Malacostraca, Decapoda, Penaeidae. The record is from RefSeq and is a predicted model, not a curated record.